GCCAAACACCCCUUUCCAAGUUCAUCAGUAUUAGUUAAAUUUAUCGAUCAAUAAUGUUAUUAGUAUUUUCUUGUAGACGCUAAUCCGCUUUCAAGCCGAUAUCAAUGCAUUGCCGGCUUGUCUUGUACUGGUCCUUCAACUUGGAUAGUUCCUCUUCUUUCAGGCUGAAUGAACUCUGACCAAUCUUGUCCUCACGGCAGCUCUUCUAUAAACCGUCAACCUGGAGGCAAGGGGGCUUACAAUAUGCGCUUAGUCGCCUCAGCCUCGUCGCCAGGUCCCAAAAACCCACGGUCGCCUCAGUUUUCUAUUUUCUACUCCUGUUUUCUACAAUGUCUUUCUCGAUCAUGGAGCCUGUCGCGCCUGAGCAACCAAACAAGGCAGAGUCUCAAACCCGUGCCACGCCCCAAGCGUCGACAUGGAAGAAGGCGAGAAGUUGGGCGGCUUCAGUACAGGACACCUGGGUUCCUGAGGGUGUUGCGAUUGGCUUCAGCGUCUGCUGCUUCUUUGCAAUAUUUGGCAUUCUUCAAGCAUACAACCAGCAACCUUCCCCGACAUUCCCGCAUGGAUUAACCCUCAACGCCAUUGUUUCGGUCCUCGCAACUGCGUCCAAGGCGUCCUUGGUUUUGACCGUCGCCGAAUCGCUCGGCCAGUUAAAGUGGAUCCGAUUCUAUAAGAGCAAACGAGAACUGUGCGACAUGCAAUCAAUGGAUAAUGCUAGUCGAGGGCCUCUUGGUUCCCUCAAGGUCAUGUUCGUGGACCGAGGUUGCUCCCUUGCGUCUCUGGGCACUUUGAUUAUCAUUCUGUGUCUAGCUUUUGAUCCCUUCAUGCAACAGAUUUUGAGCUACCCCGUUCGUGUGCGACCAAGUCCGAAUGAGAUGGCGGGCGUCCAGAAGGCAAACAUCUUUUACCCCAGUGAGAUCCUGAAUACUCUGUUCGUGUCCAUUUGGUCAAACGCGGAUAGCUUCACCCUAAUGGACCCAACGUGUCCCUCGGGGAAUUGCACCUGGCCGCUUUUCGAUUCCGUUGGGUUAUGUUCCAAAUGUGGCGACGUCACUUCCCAGGCCAUGCUGACCGGUUGCAACAUGAUGCCUAUUACCUCCAAUAAAACCGAGUCCAUGGCGAUGCCGUGUAAUGUCAGCCUGCCUCAAGGAAAAGCCUGGUCUUCUCUAAUUCAAAUAAAUCGCCUUCCUCCGAACACAUUCUCCAAUGGGGGUGCGGGUGGGAGCAUGAGCAGACCCGAAGACGCAGUUGAGAUUUUGCACCCCAAAAACAGUCUCUGGCUUCUGACAGACAGAGACUUCCCAAUCAGUAAUGAGACCUUCCAAGGGGUGAUGAAUCCACUUAUGGCGUGGGCACUCGCGGAGAUGGAACCGAGUGCAAAAGCAUCAAGCUACUCUGCUAUUCUCGACCCUUCCAAUCCCCAGAAGUUACUAGAUAUCCAUCGAGUAACCGAGUGUAUCCUUACACCUUGUUCGCGAAAGUACAAUGUGACAGUGACAGGUGGUAUGCAGUCGAUCGAUGUCCAAUCUAUGAACCUUGGAGAGCUCUUUGUGUUCAAGUCACAGAACUCAAUAGCCUGGAGGGCGAAGGUGGGCGAGCCUGUUCAUAUGAAAAUGGUGGAUCCAGCGCAUGGUCUUUGGGUCGAUCAAUCAGUUCCUGCAUUCAACGACGUAGUGGGACUCAGCGCAUAUCUGCAUGAUUACUUGCAAAGUAAUGAUAGUGACUGGAGGCUGCUUUAUGCAGACGGAGAAGCCGGCGUUACAAUGGAUCAAAGGAACCUGAUGACCGAAAAUAUCGACCGAAUUGUCAAGAUUGGACUGGAGAGGGUCAUCAACAAUCUUGCCACCCUGCUAACCAAGUCUAAUACUAAUGAAUGGGGUAAACAGGUCAAUGGCACAGUGGGCAUCUCCGAGGUUUACGUCUCCGUGGACUGGCUCUGGUUCAUCCUACCUGCCAUUAUUCUCGUACUGGGAAUUAUAUUCUUUGUCUUGACAAUCCUGGCAACCAGGGCGCAGAAUCUCAGCCCCUGGAAGACCUCUAUUCUCGCUGUUCUAUAUCACGGCCUUGAUCAUGAUAGCCUUCACAGUGGAGAUCACUCGUGCUUGAGUGAGAUGGAGCGAACUGCCGAGUCUGUUCAUGUUAGUCUCGGGCUCUCUCAUCGAAACAACCGGCUUAUACUACGAGCUCAUUCUACAUCCACCAUUUCGCCUUCGGAUGCCCAGGAUGACACGGCGUUUUCGCCCAAUUCCCCGCAGUCUUUCCGGAGCCGUGCGUCCUCUACGAACCAUGGAGUGGAGUAAUCGGAAACUCCCCGUGGUAGUGCAUCUUCGUUGAAUAGCACAGGACGUGAACCUGAAGUACAGGAAAUUACUGGAUGAUCAUUUAAGUCGUCUAGAUUAUUGAUUCUUGAAUAUUUAUGGGCUGUUACUCAGAGACUAUUCCACUGACUGGCGUCAAUGAAAUUAUAUAUGUCCCAGAACACUAGAUACAUCUACAUGGGUCUUUUCGCGUAAAGCUAAAGCAGUGAUAACAGUUCAAUCCUACCACAGACAAGCAUCAAAGGUUUCGAUAUUCCACUUGCCUUUAUCUUUAUCCGAGACGCUUGUUAAUAGGAAUCAAUUAUUGUUUCUUGGGGAG
This is a messenger RNA of Aspergillus versicolor CBS 583.65, 2637 nucleotides long. Its product is annotated as DUF3176 domain-containing protein. The transcript has a single exon. NCBI's taxonomy places the organism in Eukaryota, Fungi, Ascomycota, Eurotiomycetes, Eurotiales, Aspergillaceae. Bases 330 to 2300 code for a protein of 656 amino acids. The record is from RefSeq and is a predicted model, not a curated record.